UGUUCCUUGUGCUGCAGAUGAGGACCUCAUAAUGCACUCACCAUGCCCUCUUGAAUGGGGCAUCGGGCAGCUCCGUCUUCAAGUUCCCGAGUCUUGUAUCAAUCAGAUUGACCCCCCUGCCUUCUUUGUCGAGGCGCGGGAUUGGGAAUCUCUGGCCAUAAAAAAGGGAAGUGACUGUUCUUCGUAAAGCUUCACUGCCUUGUGUGUUGUCAAGGAUUUUAGAGGGAGGAGAUGAGGCCGGAGGUUGGGGUGAGCCCUGGGACCGUGCCAGUGUACUAUGGAGGUGGGAAGCUGAUGGCUGUGGAGAGGAGGAUGAAGGUGGCUGAGGUUGUGCUCAGGUGUCUCUCAUGUGCGUUUGGGGUGAUUGCUGCUGUUCUAGUAGGAUCUGACACUCAGGUUAGGGAGUUCUUCUCUGUGGAAAAGAAGGCCAAGUUCACUGACAUGAAAGCUCUGGUGUUCCUAGUGGUAGCAAAUGGGAUAGCUGCAGGCUAUAGUCUGCUAAUGGUGGUGAGGAGUGUGGUGAGCAUGAUGAAGGGGAGUGUCCUCUUCAACAAGGCCUUGGCUUGGGCUAUCUUCUCUUGUGAUCAGGUCGUGGCGUAUCUCACAUUGGCAGCGGUGUCGGCGGCAGCACAAGCUGCAGAGCUCAGCCAGUUCGGCCAGACAGAGCUCCAGUGGAUGAAGGUAUGCAACCUCUACCAUAAAUUCUGCAACCAAAGUGGGGGGGGCAUGGUGAGUGCCUUCCUAGGUAGCCUCUGCAUGGUGGCUGUUUCCUCCAUGUCUGCCUUCAACCUCUUCCGCUUGUACGGCAAAAACAAGGGCAAGCGCAGUGGGAAUUUCUAGUUGUUGUGUCCUCGGAAUGUUCUGAUCUUGACUGAUAAAUCCAAUUUGAAUGCAUGGAAGCCUUGUAAAUUUUUCUAUCAAGAUCUAAUAAAUGAUGAGACAGAUUCUCUGAGAA
Messenger RNA from Musa acuminata subsp. malaccensis (wild Malaysian banana), 955 nucleotides. Its product is annotated as CASP-like protein 2B1. The record is from RefSeq and is a predicted model, not a curated record. Lineage: Eukaryota; Viridiplantae; Streptophyta; Magnoliopsida; Zingiberales; Musaceae.